Molecule: messenger RNA, 772 nt
Organism: Ruditapes philippinarum (Manila clam)
Lineage: Eukaryota; Metazoa; Mollusca; Bivalvia; Venerida; Veneridae
Product: microphthalmia-associated transcription factor-like
Exons: 3
Coding region: 1-645 (214 amino acids)
Biological process (GO): regulation of transcription by RNA polymerase II
Cellular component (GO): nucleus
Molecular function (GO): RNA polymerase II cis-regulatory region sequence-specific DNA binding; DNA-binding transcription factor activity, RNA polymerase II-specific; protein dimerization activity
Source: RefSeq, a predicted model, not a curated record
AUGCGUAUUAAAAAAGUGCAACACCGGCACGUUGCCACGAGACUGUAUCAGUUAAUGCAUGUUCUCUCCUUCGUGAAUAUAAACCUGCAAGCGCAGUUUUUAUGCAAUAUUAAUGUCUUUUUUUCAGUUGAGAGGAGAAGAAGAAACGUCAUCAAUACCAGGAUAAUAGAGCUACGAAACCUUCUUCCUGACCACAUUGAUCGUGCAUCAUGUAAAAAGAAAGGUUCCAUUUUGAAGGAGUCAAUUGAGUACAUUAAACAACUGAGAGAAGACCAGAAGCGUAUUAAAUGUUUACAAGAUAGGAUAUAUGAAACUGAGAUCACAAUCUUUCAAUUGGUGGAUAAAUUUGAGCAACUGGAGUCACAAAUAUCGAACAAUAUUACAAAAAAUGAAGACAACGAAGCGAUAAUAUCGGGGACAUCAGAACAGUCCGAUGUCGUUACAGUCUAUGCCGAAGAUGACAACGUGUGUGAACAGGAAUCACAAUCAUCGCGAUCUGAAAUAGCGCGACCCGAACAAGUUGGGCAUGAUUUGAAUCAAAUAUGGGUUGACAUAUCAACAGCACUGACAUCUGUUUCAACAAUGUCUUACCCAAUUUGUUCAGAUAUCGAAAAUGGAGCAAUGAUUUAUUGCCAAAUGGCUUAGCAAUGAUUCAGUCCGAAACAACAAGCUCAUACAACACUUUAAGUGGAAAAAUAAAACUGAAUUCAAUGAUAAACAAUCUGCUAAAUGACUUCACGUGUACCUAAUACCAACUUGAACAGAAUGGUUA